GGGUGAGACAUGGCGGAGUUUGUAGUCACAGACAGGGCUGUAAGAGAGUUUUUACAGUUUCCAAAAUGCUGAAAGAACUCAAAUUCUGGCUUAGUUUCCCUUCGUAGCACGUCACAGUCCAGCUUGAAGUAGCAGAGGUUUAUUUAUUUUUCUCUCGAGAAGGACGGAGCGUCGGGCGUCGGGUGGGGAGAGAAAAAAAAUGUGUUGUCAUCUUUGCUCAGUCAACAGCCUCAGGCAACAAAUAUGGCUUCUUCUUGUGUAUCCUUCAUUUCGGGUUGAAAACCGCCCCGAGUGGGUCGAGCGGGACAGUUUUCAGUAGCUUGCCCGAAGUGAGGUCGACUAACACGGAGAGAGACUUCGAAGCGGGGACAAGCAGGAGGAGGGGGGAAGGAAGAUGGAGCUUCAACAUAAAGAGUUGCUGGAGAAAUGCUACCAGAACUUAGUGGAGUCCAUAACAGACGCGGACCGAGUCGUGGACGUUUUGUCUCGCCGUGGGGCCCUCAGUCAGUCAGAGCUGAUGGAGCUGGGACACCACUGCGUCUCCGGUUCUGAGAAAGUGGACCUUCUCCUGAAGAUACUGAUGAGCAAGGACCGGGACUGCUUCGCGGAGUUCUGCACGGCUCUAGAGGCGACUCACCCUCACCUGCACUCCCUGCUGCUGGAUGGCACCACUGGGUCUACUUACAGCGUUCUGUCCACCAUGCCAUCAGACUCGGAGAGCAGCAGCUCGCUCAGCAGCUUGGGUGAGUGUGGCACCCCUGGUACCUCUGGUCAAGCCUCUUCCCCUCUUCCUGCCCAUGUCGACGUCCAUCAGACAAGUGAAAAGAUGGAGACGGUGCUGUUCCAGCUGAGACAAGUGACUCGUGAGAGGGAUGAACUGCUCAAACGUGUGGCCCUCCCUACAGCUGGAAACUCUAUUGAUGAAUGCAGACUAAACUCAAGAUCAGGCCAUGACUAUGAGCGUCUAAAGCUGCAGUGCAUGAAGGCAAUGGCGGACCUGCAGUCCCUGCAGAACCAGCACAGCACCACUCUGAAGAGGUGCGAGGAGGCUGUCAAGAAGGCAGACUUUUAUCGACGUCUGGCGAGUGACCACGACCAGCUAAAAGAAGAGCUAGAGGCUGUGAGGCAACACAACAUCCAGCUGGUUAGAGAGCACAACCAUGUGAAGCAGACCUGUGAGGAGCUCAGGAGGCUGCAUGAGGAAGACCAGAGGGAGGUGGCUGAUAUGAGGCUUCUGCACCAGCAGGUGAUGAGAGAAGGAUCAUCUGAUGUCCUGAACAAGCUGUACGAAACAACUGUGGACAAACUGGAGGCAAUGAAAAGCGAAUACGAAACUUUGAGGAAGCGCUACAAUGAGAAGACGGCCAGUCAUAAUGCCGACCUGAGCCGUUUGGAUCAAUUUGAGGAGGAGAAUCAUCGUUUGCAGAAGACCCUGGACAUCCUGUCGAAACAGAGGGACGCUGCUAUCCACUACCAGCAGCAGUUUUCCGCAUCUGUUCAGAGGUUCGAUAACACCCAACAUGAGCUCUCCAAGGCCACAGUCCAGAAUCUGGAGCUACAGAGAGAGCUGGAGCGUCUGCAGUCGGAGACGACGCGACUUAAAACCCAGCAGCUGAAGGCCGUAAAGGACUGCGAGAAGUACAAGGAGGAGCGGGACUCUGUAAUCAAUGAAUACCGCCUGAUUAUGAGUGAGAGGGACCAGGUGAUCAAAGAGGUGGACAGGCUCCAGACGGGGCUGGAGGUGGCGGAGGCAAAACUCAAGAACAAUUCCUCAGAGAGACGAGUGGCCAACGAGGAGUUGGAGGCUUUACAGCAAGAGCUAGCUUCAGCACUGGUGGACAGGGACCGAGCUAUUUGCGAAAAGAACGAACUGCUGGAGAAAUACUGCCAUGAGGUAAAGGACAAAACUGAGGCCCAGAAAGAGCUGAACCAGGCCUGCAAGGACAUCGAGAUGGUGCGUGAGGAAAGGGAUGUGGCCCGCAAAGAGAGAACAGAAGCCAUCAUCCAGAGGGACCAGCUGCUGCGAGAGUAUUACCAGGCCAGACAGAAACAAGACUCUGCCACUCUGGACAUGGAACGGGCCAACAAAGAGAUUGAGAUUCUUAGGAAGCAGUAUGAGGCCAUUUCUCAGGAGCUUAAGGAGGCUCUGCAAGAGGCAGAGGUCGCUAAAUGUCGACGGGACUGGGCUUUCCAGGAGAGGGACAAGAUCGUGGCAGAGAGGGAGAGCAUUCGGACAUUAUGCGACAACCUGAGACGAGAGAGAGACAGGGCUGUGAGCGAUCUGGCAGAUGCUCUUAGAAAUCUGGAUGAUACGAGAAAGCAGAAGAACGAUGCUAUGCGAGAACUCAAAGAACAAAAGGAGAAGUUGGAAGACCAGUUGGAGACAGAAGCCAGAUAUCGCCAGCUAAUGGCUCACAGUUCACAUGACUCAGCCAUAGACACAGACUCCAUAGAGUGGGAAACGGAAGUUGUAGAGCUGGAAAAGCACAGGGAUAUGGAUUUGAAAGCACUUGGUUUUGAUAUUGCUGAAUGCGUAAAUGAUCCAUAUUUACCAGGAGAUAGUGGGAUAUUUGUUUCCAAGGUGGACAAAGGAAGUGUUGCAGAAGGAAGAUUAAGGGUGAACGACUGGUUGUUGAAAAUUAAUGAUGUGGAUCUGACCAAUAAGGACAGAAAGCAAGUGAUCAAAGCUGUGUUGAGCUGGGAGGGAGUAAUCAAUAUGGUAGUUCGAAGGAGGAAGUCACUUGGAGGACGAGUCAUCACCCCAAUACAGAUUAACCUGGCUGGACACAAAGACUGUGGAAUUGGUUUGGAGAGUGGAGUAUUUGUUGCCACAUUGGCUGCAGGAAGUCCUGCUACCAGAGACUGUAAUCUCGCUGUGGGUGACAGACUGUUGGCUAUCAAUGGAAUUGAACUUCAUGACAGAUCUCUUCCUGAAUGUGAGUCUCUGCUGAGGACCUGUGACAACUCUCUCAGUAUCUCCCUUAUGAAGUUCCUUCCUCAGAGCUCUUCUGGACAGAAUUUAUUUGAAGGUAUGAGAGACUCUGAAAAGACCCUGCGUCUCCAAUCCGGUGAGCUCCACCCCAGAGGCUGCAAGAACUCCAAGCACAACUGCUCAACUCAAACGGACAUUUGCAACUGCAAGUCGAGCAUUAGACAGGAGGAAGUAUGUAAAGAUACAUGCGAUUCCCUGGAAAACGGUGGCAACAGCAGCACUCAUUCCCAUCACAAAUCCUUCUCCAACUGCUCCCAGCACUCCUGCUCUUUGUCCAUGUCCCACAGUCUGUCAGAGCCUCACCCAGCGUUCAGCUACCAGCGCCAGGAGCUCAGUCCUCGUUCCCUUACAUUCACGCCUUUGGUGUCUAACUGCAGCCCUCCUCAGUCGCCUGUGGACAGAGGACAGAGCCCACCAGUGAAGGCCGGUGGAGGAACGUGGCCUAAAGUCAUAGUUGGGGCUUCUCUCACUGAGUGCACACAGCUGUCCAUCUUCAAAAAACCCAAACAGAGAAAGUCCAUCUUUGAAGUAAACGCUUUCAGGAGGCCAGAGACAGCUUCUAAACUGGACUACAUGUCGAAGCAUUCGCCACAGAGUUCAGCAUCUGAAACUUCUCAGACGCCUCCCACCCCGCCCACCAGGAGCGACUCUUUUAGAUUUAAGCAUCGGCAACAGAAUAGCUCUGCGUCUGACUCCACCAUCACCACUGGCACGCCACCAGCCUCCCUGGCCCUGGCAGCAAGCCCCCAGGAUGAGGGAUUUGUGGGAAGCCAGGAAUAUUACACCAACAUACCUGCAGGAAAAAACAAAAAGAACUUCAAGGAAGAGGACGAGAGCCGACGGCGGACCGAAGUGCAGGAAAAGAGGAGGUACAGGCCAAAGUCAGCGCCAGCUCUACGGCGGAACGUGACUCCGUUGCACAUUCCUGCUCCCAUGCAGACUCAGGUUUCCUCCGAUGAGCUCUCUCCAGAGCCAGUGGACUUGUUACGCUUCUCUCCUUUGAGAACAAAUCGGUACAGCGUGCCAUUUGCCCCCCCAAGCUAUUUGACAGCACACCUUCCACAGCGACGUGCAGCACCAUGCCCUGCAAUGACUGCUGUGAUGAGGAACCCAGUUUACACAGCGUGGAGCCAUGAGAUCCAGAACUGUCCUCCAGUUCCCAAUUCAGGCCUUGAUCAACAUCCACAAAGCCCCCAGCAACAGGCUCCUCUCAGUUUGGACCUUGGCCACAAGCGCAAUGGACGCUUGAGUGAGACGAGCCACAGCCAACCACCACACAGCACCAAGUCUUUGCCCUCUGGAGCCAGACUGAGCUCUCCUAGUACUUUACAGUUUAGGGCAGAGCGGAUAAAAAUCCCUCCGGCCCGUUACUCUCGCUCCACCGGCUCUGACAAAGCGUCUCUUUCACACUCAGAGUGCAGCAGCCCAACCCCUCCCAUAUCCCCUGUCAACCUGGACACGUCGUCUUUCUCCAGCAGCCAGUCACAGAGCUCAGUUUCUUCCCAUCCCAGGAUAUCAGUUAGCCCUGCUCCAGUUGGUGACAGGAGGAAGGAUGGAUUUGUUUCUUCCUACACACCUUCUGUUAGACGUCCAGCAGGAAAGCCCUUGUUCUUCUCUUUGAGAAGCUUGAGGCCUUUUUUAGGGGAGCCACGCAAUGUGACGGUACAGAAAGGAGUAGAACCGCUUGGGAUCUCCAUUGUGAGUGGAGAAAAUGGAGGAGUGUUUGUUUCCAAAGUAACACUGGGGAGCAUCGCUCAUCAGGCUCGUCUAGAGUACGGAGACCAGCUGCUGGAGUUUAAUGGAAUCAACCUUCGCAACGCCAACGAGCAACAGGCACGGCUGGUGAUCGGACAACAGUGUGACAUGGUCAGCAUUUUGGCUCAAUAUAAUCCUCACAUGUUUCAGCUGGGGAACCACUCCCGAUCAGGUUCUCAAAUGGAGUCCAGCAGCAACCAUCUGACUACCAGUCCAGACAAUCACUCCGCUAUAGACACACUGAGCGAACAGGACGAGGGAACAAUGACACCUCCUUCCAGGCAGACUACUCCUGCCACAAGUCCACACAACUCUUUCAGGCUUCCAGGUUCCCUUUUACUGCGGGCUGCAGAGCCUCGCCUGGUGAGGCUGAAGAGGAUUGAUACAGAGUUGGGUGUGCAGAUCUGUGGAGGAAAUGUUUGUGGCAUCUUUGUGGAAAUGCUGGAUGAUGAAAGCCCGGCAAAGACUCCUGACGGACUGCUUCCUGGAGACCUAAUACUGGAGUACAAUGGUGUCAGCAUGAAGAAUAAAACUAAAGAAGAUGCUUACCUGGAAAUGUUGAAACCAGCUGAUCAAGUCAUGUUCAAGGUCCAGAACUAUGGGGACAGCCUUGCUGUCAUCAAAGAAUCUCAAGGAGAUGGAUUUUUCAUCAGAACGCUUUAUGAGCGGGUUGCAGAGCAGGAGCUGAGCUUUAAGAAGGAUGACAUCCUGUAUGUUGAAGACACUUUACCAAAUGGCAACUUUGGCUUCUGGAUGGCCUGGCAGCUUGAUGAGAAUGCACAGAGGCUGGAGAGGGGACAAAUCCCAAGCAAAUACAUGAUGGAUCAGGAGUUUUACAAAAGACACGGCUUGGCUGACAUGAAGGAUGAGAACGGAACCAGUAAGUCCAUGUCUGCUGCUGCUCGGAGGUCGUUUUUCCGUCGGCGACUGAAGCACAAACGAAGCGGCUCCAAGGAUGGGAAGGACCUGAUGGCUCUCGACUCCAUAAGCACAGAUUCUUUGCCCAUCCCGGAAGAUGGAAUAAGCCUGAUGUACCAGCGGGUUCAGAAGGUGGACUGCUCGUCCCCCAGACCGGUGCUGAUCUUGGGUCCGUUAGUGGAGGCCUGUAAGGACCUGCUGGUGACUGAGGCUCCUGCUAACUUCUGCCGCUGCUUGCCUGAAAUCAUGAAGGCAUCUCAACAGGCAAUAGAGCGAGGAGUGAAGGAUUGCGUGUUCCUCGAUUACAAACGGAGGAGCGGCCAUUUUGAUGUGACAACUGUUGCAUCAAUAAAGGAGAUCAUAGAAAAGGACUGUCACUGUUUACUUGACAUUGCUCCUCACGCCAUUGAACGUCUUCACAGCGUUCACAUCUACCCAAUCGUCAUAUUCAUUCGAUACAAAAAUGCCAAGCAAAUAAAGGAGCAGAAGGAUCCUCUUUACCUGCGGGAUAAACUCUCUCAGAAACAUUCCAAGGAGCAGUUUGAAGCGGCACAGAAAAUUGAGCAGGAUUACAGCCGGUUCUUCACAGGCGUUGUCCAAGGAGGCAGCGUCUCCUCCAUUUGCACUCAAAUCUCGACCAUCGUGGAGCACGAGCAGAAUAAAGUCCUCUGGAUUCCAGAUGAAGCACCAUAGAGAUUUCACUCUCACACUUAUGUAGCAUUUUUUUUUAAUCAUAGGGUGCACUACAAAUUGCUGACACUUCCGUUAACGUCCAAGGCUUACUCAAUUUUACAAACAUUAGCACAGAUGAUGGUAAUAAUGAAAUAUUCCCACUACAUUAGUGAUAUACUGAGCAGCAAAUAGGUUUGUUUACACUAGUAUUUGAUACUUGAAUGUUCUGUUCUCCCUCAGAUGUGGUAGCACUCCUAAAAUUCCUUUUUGUUGCCAUAAAAUAAUGUUGGACCACAUUGAAGACCAUAUUCCUGAAGUGAUGAUGGACUAGACUACAAUGCUCUUUCUUCCUUUUCUAUAUUUAUAUGCAUUUUCUUUUCAUUUAUUUUUCUCUAAUUAUUAGGAAGAAUAUUUUCCAUUUAAUUCUUAUUUAUAGAGGAGAAAAUUGUCUCUUCCUUAUAUUUUGUUUUGUGGUAUGAAGGUUCCCUUUCCAUUUCAGUCCUCAUAAAUAACAUUGUGCCAAUCCAGGUUUUGUUUGUCUUUUAAAGCUCCAGGUUUUCUAGUUUUAACACUAUGUCCCCUGCUUAUGUAUUUCCAGUUCUGCCAGUAUAGAUUUUUUUUUGUUGUUAAAUUAAACUGAAAGAAGGGACUGUUUUUAUUUUGAAUAUCAUAGAUGGCUGUCAGUUAAACACGCUCACAGGUACCAUGUGAUUCAUCCUGGCACAUUUCGUCUUAGAUAAAACACUUGCGAUGAGUUCAAGGUUAAUAUUUCCUUACAAAUAAUAAAAACUAAUUAUAGUUGAA
This is a messenger RNA of Xiphophorus hellerii (green swordtail), 7141 nucleotides long. Its product is annotated as disks large homolog 5-like. Gene Ontology annotation, molecular function: protein binding. The record is from RefSeq and is a predicted model, not a curated record. Gene Ontology annotation, biological process: regulation of apoptotic process; negative regulation of hippo signaling. Gene Ontology annotation, cellular component: plasma membrane. Bases 395 to 6358 code for a protein of 1987 amino acids. NCBI's taxonomy places the organism in Eukaryota, Metazoa, Chordata, Actinopteri, Cyprinodontiformes, Poeciliidae. The transcript has 34 exons.